GAAGUACCUUUUCAGAGGACCUUCUCCCACGUCUCUGAGCGCGUGUCUCGACCGCUGUCUGGACCCUUUUCCUCUUUCUGUGAUGAAGAGGGAGGUUGUUGGUUAGGCUACGCGCCCCGCUGAGUGGCAAUUUCAUCUCAUAUUUACAAACUGAUAAGCUUUCUCGAGCAUUUCUUUUAAAUAUGCGCUCCUAUGUGACGCGUUAGCUUAUAAGAGUGCGAAAAAAGCGCGUCCCGUCUUGGCCGGUCUCUAUUUGUGUGCAUGCAUGUGUGUGUGCGAGUGUGUGUGUGUGAUUGUGUGCAACAUAACCGGCUUAUUUACAUUAAAUACGCCACAAGGUUACAGUGCAGAUGAGCGUCAUUUUAUCACUCAUUACUUCUCUCUUAUACUGACUGAUGCUCGCUCUCUCCGCUCAUCUCACUGGACUUUUUCUCGAGGAUACAAGACUUCGCAUACUUUCCCCCAAAAGCUGACUGUGUGUCCCGGUCCUUGGUCUCUCACAGAGUAAAGACUCAUCGCAGCUGUCAUCGCUUGUUGCCGUACAGACUCAGUGGCGGGGUGAGUCACGGUCUCUUCAACCUGACGGGCCCCGGACCAGUAUGCAGUUAGAGUGAUCAGCUUCCUGAUACACAGAGGGACAGGCAGAAAGUGUAUGUAAAGUUAUGAAGGAAGGCCAGCAGGUCCCCCCUCCUCCUCCUCCUCCUGCUCGCCUGGCCGGCGAAUCUCCUUGGGAAUGCAACACCCGCCUCAGGAUGGAGGACUCUAGUUUGUGCCUUGGUGUAUCCUCGGUGGUCUCAGAUGCUGACACCCAUCUUAGCAACGCAGUACUUAACGGCCGCUAUCCAAUCAGUCAGAAACUGCAUCAGCUGACUGCUCAGCUGGGUCAUGCCUUUCCUGAACUACAGAGUCGCCAGCAGAUCCCAGAGGAAAAGGCAGCAACCCCACUGGAUGAGAAAACCCAUGCUGCCUUAGCUAGUCAGCCAAUCAGCAGCCAGAUGGCCUUACUGGCCAACCAGCUCAAUCGUGACAUGGAUGUGGGCGCCUUGAGUGGUCUCAAUGGCCGUGUUGAUUUGCAACAAUUUCUCAAUGGACAGAAUUUAGGAAUCAUGUCUCAGAUGAAUGAUAUUGAAGAUGAUGCACGCAAGAACCGCAAAUAUCCCUGUCCUCUUUGUGGCAAGCGAUUCCGCUUCAACAGCAUUCUGUCACUUCAUAUGCGUACACACACUGGAGAGAAGCCUUUCAAAUGUCCAUAUUGUGACCACCGAGCUGCUCAGAAGGGUAAUCUGAAAAUCCACCUCCGCACCCAUAAGCUGGGAAAUCUUGGUAAGGGCCGUGGUCGUGUACGUGAGGAAAAUAGGCUUCUUCAUGAACUUGAAGAGAGAGCCAUUCUACGUGAUAAGCAAAUGAGGAACAGCUUGCUGCAGCCACCUCAACCUCUUCCACCCCACUUGGGUAUCCAGACUCAUAGCCAACAACAGCCUGGCUCUGCCUGUGGCCUGCUCACUCCAACCAGUAUUGGUAACUCACCUGAGGGACUGACCCAGCCGUCUGCCUCACCUAAGCCUGCUUCUAACAACCUACAAGAUGAGCAAGCCCUCAAUCCAGCCCAAGGAUACCGGUGCACUUUUUGCAAGGGUAAAUUUAAGAAGCGCGAGGAGCUAGACCGCCACAUUCGCAUUCUCCACAAACCCUACAAAUGUACCCUGUGUGAAUUUGCUGCUUCACAGGAGGAGGACCUGAUCAGCCAUGUGGAGAAAACACAUAUCACCGCUGAAUCAGCCCAGGGACAGGGCACAGGAGCUGGCAAUGGAGAGAAACCCAGCAAUGAAUUCCGCUGUGAGGUUUGUGGCCAGGUUUUUAGUCAAGCUUGGUUUCUGAAAGGCCACAUGCGGAAACACAAGGACUCCUUUGAACAUUGCUGCCAGAUCUGUGGACGUCGUUUCAAGGAGCCCUGGUUCCUGAAGAAUCACAUGAAGGUGCAUCUCAACAAGCUGGCCAUCAAGAGCAAGCCUCCUGUUGGUGGAGGAGCUGAUGAUGAAGGACACGCCGUGAACAGCAUGAGCAGCCUUGCUCAAGAAGCUCAUGCAAACCUGUAUUCACGUUAUAUUUCUUGUUUGCAAAGUGGUUUCCUCACACCCGACAAACAAGGCCUGGCUGAACAGCAGCACCAGAUGCUGGCCAAAGCCGGUAUUGCUAUGAAGGAGAAGGAGAUGCUUGGAAAGCUCCUAAGUCCAAUGGCCAGCAUGGGCCAUGGCUUAGGGGAAAAUGAAAAGCGAUCACUUUUAGGUUGCCUGAACCUAGUGCCCCCUCUGAAGUCUAGCUGUAUGGAGCGCUUGCAAGCUGCAGCUAAGGUAGCAGAAAUGGACCCCCUAAACAGUUAUCAAGCCUGGCAAAUCAUGGCACGUGGAAUGGCAAUGGAGCGCUCCUUCAUGCCAAAAGAGCAGCACCAUGGUGUGCAUGGACAAGAAGAUGAACUUGCCAAUGCAGCUGGGAUUGUUCCCUUUGGUAAAGACAAGCCUGACCACCCAACCUUAGGCUCUAAUGAUGGUUCCAAGCUGAAGCAACAUCCUGAUGUGCUUCAUGGAGUGAAGACAAGUGGAGGCAUGAUGCCCUUGAAAGAUGAAGGUUUAACCUUUGAUAGUCACCGUGAGUUCUUGCCUCACCAUGGUGGUCUAGGCCUGGGCCAAGGGCUUGAGUACAGCCUAGCCAGCCUAAAGGAGAAAGCAACUGAGUGUCCUGACUGUGGCAGAGUCUUCAGAACCUACCAUCAAAUGGUGGUCCACUCUCGAGUGCACAACAAGGAUCGCCGAACCCUAGAAGACAGCUCCCAGCACAUUCUAGAUGAACGGCGUGGCUCAGCUAGCGACCCUGAAUCUCAGUCCAUUAGCCGAUCGACUACCCCAGGCUCCUCCAAUGUGACAGAGGAAAGUGGUGCUGGAGGCGGACACUCCCAGACAGGCAGUGUGCAGGAUGACAGUCCCCACCCUUCCUCUCCAUCCUCAGAUGUCGGUGAUGAGAUGGCGAAACCUGUGAGUGCUGUCCAGCCCCCCACUACUCAGCACCGGGACAGGAGUGUGGGUUCAAGCAUGAAGGACUGCCCCUACUGUGGCAAAUCUUUCCGCACCUCACACCAUCUGAAGGUCCACUUAAGAAUACACACAGGUGAAAAGCCCUACAGGUGCCCUCACUGUGACUAUGCAGGCACUCAAUCAGCUUCCCUGAAGUACCACCUGGAGCGCCAUCACCGUGAGCGGCAGAACGGAAGUGGGCCCUCGGCCAACCAUCCUCCAUCAUCUGAACACAAGGAUGACCACAACAAGAACAGCGGUGGGACAGGGGUUUUUGCUCGUCCUGAUGUCCUUCGCGGGGUCUUCAAAGGCAUGAUGCCCUCUGGUCUUGACUUCAGAGGAGGUCAAAUGCUUCCACACCAGUGGGCUCCACCAGGAAUGCUCUCACCUAGAGACAGAGAUCGUGAAAGGGAGCGCCAUGGACCGGGGCCAGAGCCCACCACGGAGAACAUGAAGAGUCCCGAGGGACCUGGUUCUGCAGCGGACAGUCCUGCUAGCUUCUCUGACCUCGGUCGGGCCUACCAGAGUAUGGUGGGAAAUGGAGUCAACUUCCAGGGCUCCCUUCAGGCCUUCAUGGACAGCUUUGUGCUCAGCUCUAUGAAGAAGGAGAAGGAAAUGAGAGAGAGUCAGCUGCACGGUCAGCACUUUAGCCAGGAGAAUGCAGAGAUCAAGACCAAAAGAUCCAGCGAGGCCAACCAGGAAGAAAAUCCCACCAGUGACAUUAAACCAGCUGAGGGUGGCCGUUCACAGUAUGAGCCCCUGGAUUUGUCUGUUAGGCCUGAAGCGGGGUCCCUUCCUGGAACCUCUAUCACCAUCCAGGAUAAUGUCGCCUGGCAUGGUUGCCUCUUCUGCUCCUUCACAACUGCCUCUGUAGAGUUGAUGGCCCUCCACCUGCAAGCCAACCACCUGGGUAAAAGCAAAUGUGGCCCAGGCAAAGAUACUAAGGAGCACCUCAUGGGAGAGCCUUCCCAUGUGGGCAAAGCUACUGGCUUGGCUCCUCCACCACCAGGCCUUCUUCAUCACCAUGAGGGAGCCCCGUCCAGGGACAGAGAGACUGAGUCUGGGGAUCCAAAGGGACAAGCAGGCUGGUCCAACCAUCUGGAUCAGCCCCCGCACGGAGCCUCCAUGGGAGCAUUCUCCAGUGACUUCUACAAGCCCUUUGGUCCUGUGUAUGAUGGCUCUGCUAGAGGGCCUGUUGGAUUUCUGGACCAGCAGCAAAUUCAGCCUAACGACAUGGGUGGUCAGGGCCCUUUGGAUGACCUAUCCGACAAGGCUUCCUGCAGUGAGAUAGAGGCAUCUGAGGAACACGGUGGCCAGUCUGAGGAGGAUGAAGUGAGUCGUGACAAAUCCUUACCCAACCCCACUGCGACAGAGAGACACAUGCAUUCAGAUGACGAAGAGGAAGCAGAUGAAGAAGAGGAGAUGGAGAUGGGUGAUGCUGAGGAGGAGGAUCGUAGAUCCAUGCAAAUGCUUCCUGAAUCUCCAUUGUCAGGAAAGGACAUCCAAAGAUGCAAGCUAACUGUAGGCCCUCAAAGCUCAGGGCUUUCUCCUCCUCAAGCUCCCACCCCUGAGAAGCAGUGGCAGCAGCAAGCAGGCCUGGGUCUUCUAUCUUCAAGCGGUGGUCCCCCUGGCCUGGUUAAGCCUGAUCAACCCCACCUCGAUCACCAGAUGAACAUGCUAUCUGUCCUGCGGGCCUACAGUUCAGAGAACCUCGCAGCCUUCAACGGAGGUCUUGGUGGAAGCUCCAACGGAGGAAGCGGUGGCACCAGCAACAUGAAAAGAAACGACCCCUCUGUUCAUCUGUGGGCGGAAGAAGAGGCGUCCCGAAGGUUCGGUCCUGCUCUUACCCCUGAACAUAGCCUAACUGACACAGAGAUGCAGGACUAAUCAGAAACUAACAUCACCUCCCCCUACUGGACUGAGCGGCCAAGAGCAGGCGACACCCAAAACCAGGACCAGGACUAUGAAGGACAGUAUCUUAUCAAAAGCAUUAUUUAACAUAAGAGACGUAUAAAUGGGACGGCUCCGAUGGUUUCCUACACAGGCGUUCUCGCUGGAUGAAGGGAAGAAGAUUUGUUUAGCGAGCUGGAAACAAGGAAAGAAAAAAACAAACUUUUUUUUUUGGCUUCCUGUGUUUUACGUGUCUUGAAUCCUCCCUUGUGUAGCUGAUAAAUACUUUCUGUGUUUUUAAAUGCUUUUUUUUUGACUUAGUGAGGAAACUUUGAAGUGCUUGUCCCAACACAUUCCUUGAACCAAGAUGGCGACCAGUUGCCAGUUUCAGAAUGAGAGAGCUAGUAACUCGCGCUCUCUUUCUCUCUCUCUUUCUGUCGGUGUUUCUCACUGCCCACUGAAACUUCACCAGUGUUAUUUGUCUGAGGCUUCCUAAAAAAAUGUUCCUCCGGACUUUUGGACCAAGCACACACACAUGCUCUCGUUGAAACCUCCGCACACUCUCUCAGCAGCCAGUGCCUGGACGUCAAAGCGGACGAAUGACAAUCCAGUACUUUCAGGAAACGUCAACACUGCGUUUAAAAAACGAAAAGAAAAAAGGGAAGCUGCGCCUUUUACACACAAUUUGUUCUCCUGAUGUGUCUGUGAGACGUUCCAAAAACAAACAAACAAAGAGGACGCUGUAGCAUUCGAGAUGGAAAACCAGCCGAGGUGACAGAAGAACUAGUUUACACCGAGCGUGUCGGAUGAAACGGCACGAGCCACGGAGUCUGUGAAUGUGCAGGAAAUCAAACAGAAACGCGGCCCUUAACCCUUACAUGCUUUGAUCUCAGUCUUGCUCACUUCAAGUACUCUGGUUAUGAGAUUGUGUUUGUAAUAUACUGCCACCAAUCAGUGUUGCAAAAGUGUUACUGACUACUGAAAUGGUUUGAUGUAUUCAAUUAUUAAAGAAAAAAAAAGAAAGAAAAAAAGCAAACAAGAAGCAAGUAUUGUCUAGCCAUAGAUACAGUCAUGCGUUGUUGCAUUUACAAAGCUAGCUGUUUUAGAGUGUAUGUAUUAGAUUGGAGUUUUCUUCUCUAGUACUGUAAUUUUUUUGUUUUGCCUUUCACCUUUGUAAAAUACCAAUAACAUUAAAAGAAAAGGAAAAAAAGAGAGAAAGAUUGACAAUCUUCUUCUGUUGCUGCAAGCAUAUAAAUCCAUACGAUAUAUAUAAAUAUAUACCUGCGCCUCAUGCAAGCAAAUACAAAACUGAGGUUCCCCCCCACCCCCAAGUAUUUUGCACUGUGAUAGUAAAUGAAAAACCAGUCUAUACAGUACGCAGAUCGCUAAUGGAAAAUGAAGGUGCGUGUGUGCGUGCGUGUUUGUGCGUCCCUUGACGUUGUGAACUGAUAUUCUCUCUAUUCUUUUUCUUCUUUUCUUUUCUUUUUGUGAACUCUGCUGAUUUGGUCUGUGUAGUUCAAACUAUCUCAUCUUUAUGAUGGUCAUCUUUGAGAAUCAAUCCUCCCCUCGUUGUGUGUAGACUCCAAAAACGCUCAUUUUCUUUAGUUGUCUUCCUUGCAAAAAAAAAAAAAAAAAAAAGCGCAACUCUGAAAAUUGAAUUCAUUUGAAUAGUUUUCAUGCAAGGAUAAAUCCUCUUGUAAAUGCUACAAUUUAAAAAGAAAAGUAAAAAAAAAAGAAAAAAAAACAAUGUCUCAAAGUGAAGCUGUUUUGUGAACUAGUUUGGGUGAACUAGUACAGGCUACGUUAAGGUAAAGGCCAGGGAUAGGAUUGAUGUCUUGACUGAUCCCUAUAUACACUGGUUCUAGAUGAGCACAGCACAGCUCUGGCUCCCUCCUCUGUGUAGUAUAAUCUCUCUUUCAGUCGUUCUGGACUAAUAUAUGAGCAUUCCACACCUCUGAGCUGUCUUGUGGACUGUAUGAGUUUCAUUUGGUUGCUGUAUCCUCAUGGCAGAUGCUUUGUUUUGUAACUACUGAACUGUACUUAUAAUGAGAAAUAAAAUGUAUUCAAACUAUGAA
Molecule: messenger RNA, 7033 nt
Organism: Danio rerio (zebrafish)
Lineage: Eukaryota; Metazoa; Chordata; Actinopteri; Cypriniformes; Danionidae
Source: RefSeq, a predicted model, not a curated record